GAGAAUAGGUUACAGAAAAGGAGGAGCAUUAAAUUGGAAGCUAGAGAGCAGUGCAGUGAACAGAAACGGAAGCCCAAUUCAAGGGAACAAACAAACAUUACUGGUGCCGAAAACGAAAACAAAACUGACAGACAGCCAGACAGAGAAGAAAAAGAGAGUGUAUCAUUUAUCAAGAAAUGAAGAAGACGAGGAUUAGUUUUCAAUUCUUCAUAUCAGAACAGAACCGAUUAGAAUCGUUUUUCUUAACCGAAACAACGAUAACUCCACCACACUUUCAUUAUUGUCAUUAUUCUUUUUGCGCAUAUUCUCUCACUUUUUUCAUUAUUAUCGCCGGCUCUUUUGCCCAUUUCGGUUCAAACAAGAAAAAGGAAAACAGCCUUAUCAAGACUUUAGCAUCAACCUUAGGGUAAUCCGUUUUGACCUGAGCUGAAUCUUGAACAUGUUUGGAGGAGGAAGUAACGGAAACAACAUGUUCCCUGUUUCUGGAGAUGAAAGUCCCGUCCAAUAUGAUAUCAAUUCCUUGCCUCAAUUCAAAAUGUUUGGACGUGUUGACCAUGGUGUCGAUUCCAAGAAUCAUAUGGAUAAUGAGCCUGCCCUUGCUGCAAAUCGGCCUAUUAAAAGAGUCAGGGAAGCGGAAUCUGUAUGCAGGCAAAGGGAGCUUCCAGUAUCAAUGAAUACCAUCUUGCAGUCCAAUGACAUGGGCCAUCUUAGAACUCUUUUGAAUCCUAAUCCUGUGUCAACUGGGCUCGAACUUUCUUGCCAGGAAGAACAGAAUUCCUCCCUUUUAUCUGCUGGUGAAAACACAAGAAGCACCCUGUCUGGUGUACUUUCCCUUGGUAAUAGUGUUAAACUGGAGUUAGAUCGACAGACAGCAGAAUUUGACCGAUAUAUGGACCAUCAGGAAGAGAACCUCCUGAAGGGUGUAAGAGAGUUAAACCAGAGGCAUAUGGUUUCUAUUUUGAAUGCCUUAGGAAAGGGGGUAAACGCCAAAUUACAUGAGAAGCAGCGUAAACUAGAGAACAUCAACCGCAAGAGCAAGGAGUUGGGUGAUAGAAUAAAACAGGUUGUAAAUGAAGCUCAGUCAUGGCGUCACAGAGCAAAAUACAAUGAAUCCAUCGCAAAUCUCUUGGAAAGAAGCAUCCAGCAGCUCAUAGCACAAGGCACUGCCCGAGCUCUGGAAGGAUUCGGGGAGAGUGAGGUAGAUGAUGCAGUCUCGUCCAUGAACCAUCAAGGAACUGUUUGUGGUUCUCGAAGUCAAGUUCCUUUAGAUCAUCAUCUAAAAUGCAGAGCUUGCAAGGGCAAAGAAGUUUCUGUCUUGUUAUUCCCGUGUCAACACCUUUGUCUGUGUAUUGAUUGUGAAGGGUCGAUUAACAUUUGUCCAAUUUGCCUGGUGAUGAAGACUGCAAGUUUGCAAGUAUACAUGUCAUGAAGGGCAUAUGUGAGCACUUGAAGGCUUAAUAUGUUGAUGCUCUGUUAACUCGAGCUUAGAGGAAUCAUGGGAUGUUCAUUUUGUACAUUUUGCCUCAUUUGUGAAGUUUAGCAACAUUUGCCCGAAGUGAUUUUACCGGUACUUUGUACUGGUUGCUUUCAUUAUACUCUCCCUCUCUCUCUCUCUCUCUCUCUCUCUCUCUCUCUUUUUUUUUUUUUUUUUUUUUCUUCCCCUCCAUGUAUGGAGGAGCUGUGUAUUAUUACUGUCAUAACUGUGAAAACAUGGAGCACGAGUAUCAAUCCCGAAGCGAACAAUUGAUUCAAGAA
Olea europaea var. sylvestris is the source of this 1755-nucleotide messenger RNA. RefSeq names its product probable BOI-related E3 ubiquitin-protein ligase 2. NCBI's taxonomy places the organism in Eukaryota, Viridiplantae, Streptophyta, Magnoliopsida, Lamiales, Oleaceae. Gene Ontology annotation, molecular function: ubiquitin-protein transferase activity. The coding region runs from base 440 to 1429 and encodes 329 amino acids. The record is from RefSeq and is a predicted model, not a curated record. The transcript has 4 exons.